Messenger RNA from Nilaparvata lugens (brown planthopper), 4274 nucleotides. RefSeq names its product protein phosphatase PHLPP-like protein. The record is from RefSeq and is a predicted model, not a curated record. Gene Ontology annotation, cellular component: plasma membrane. NCBI's taxonomy places the organism in Eukaryota, Metazoa, Arthropoda, Insecta, Hemiptera, Delphacidae. Bases 472 to 4233 code for a protein of 1253 amino acids. The transcript has 23 exons. Gene Ontology annotation, molecular function: protein binding.
GUCUGCGUGUCUCGUAUGUCCAAGACCAGUACUGGUCUGGAACAGCACGACCACAACCUCGACCAAGACCAAGACCAAAGUUUUACAUUUAUAAAUGUACUGGUCUGGCAAUUGGUCUGUGCGACCAGAGCCUACUGCUGUUGUCGUGCGUUUGUCGUGUCUUUGUCUGACAAGUGCGUGUUGCUCAAUAUAAUUUCAGAUUGUCCUGGCUGCACGUUCUUGGUUGUGAUCUUGGUCUUGGCCGUGCUAGUGCGCGUUUACCCUUAGGUUUGAGUGCUCUUAAAACUUCAAGAUGAGUCCAAAGGAGGAUAAAAUCAGUCUCACUAUCAGUGAGAAAGAAUUUCUUCUGCGGGAAUUUGGCAGGUGGAAGCAUGUAACGUCCACUGGCAGAGAGGAUCUGUCCGCUGAUAGGUACGGCUGCUGAUGGAUAGAUGUGAGAGAGAGAGAGAGAGAGUGUGAGAGAGGAUCGCGAUGAAGGAGGAUGGGAGUCGCGUGGUGGUGGGUGCACGCUGCGGGUGGGUGCGCGUUUUCAAUGACGAGGAGGAUGUGGACGCCCCCGGCACCCUCGUCUACCUAACCAACACCACCAUAGUCAGGGAUAUCUGCAGGGACCUCGUAUUGGCCGACCACCUCACCUUAUGGCUGCAGUAUGGAGGAGGAGAAGGUAGACGCUUGGGAGCCACGGAAACUCCACUUUCCUUGCAAGAUGAGUUCUUGAAGAAAAUCGGCUACAGCGACAACUCUCGUCGUGCAAGGCUUGGAAUAGAUCCCGACCUUCGCUACAUCAUUCGAUUCUAUAUAGGACCAGCUUCCGGUGAAUUGAUAGAGCGGAGUGGAUCUGUCUACAUAUUGAAAGGUCUUGUGCUACCUCAGUGGAAGAAACGAACUGUAGUCUUGAUGGCCAACAAAAUGUACAUCUAUCCAGGAGCUGGUGUGACAGCCAGUUUAGAGGAGGUGGACUUGGAGGGGGCGACGGUGGAGGCCACCCGCAACACCAAGUGCGGCAGAAAGGUGCUCAGAAUUUCAGCUUCAAGACAAUUGUUCCUUGGAUUCGACUUCAACUGGGAGCGUUCUUUGUGGUGGAGUUGGAUUGUCCAGGCCUCGGAAACAGAAGCGAGCAGCUCGAGGGUGGACCUGAGCGGCCUUGGCCUGAGCUCGCUGACCGAGGCGGCAGUCCAGUGCUGGCCCGAUGUGCAACAGCUGAGCCUGGCUCGCAACCGCCUGCAGCCUGGCUCACUGCAGCUGCUGCAGCGCCUGCAUGCACUGCGCACUCUCAACCUGGCCGACAACGGCUGGGCGGUUCUGCCUGCUGAUGUUACCGCACUCACCGCCCUCACAUCGCUCGACCUCUCCGACAACCAGCUCACCACACUUCCCGACCAAUUCACCAAUCUUACAAGGUUGGAGGAGCUGCGACUGGAUCGUAAUGGGCUGAAGCAAGUGCCCGGACGGCGCGGCGCUUAUCCUCGACUCAAAACACUCAGCCUCGCCCACAACAAACUCGUGUCUUUUCCCGCUUUCCUAGACAACGAUCCGGCAAUGCGAGAGCUAACACUACUGGACGUUGGGGAAGGAGUAAAAGAUGCUGAUGCUGACGUUGGUGAGGAUCUCCGUUCUAUCAAUCUGAGGGCCAAUCUUCUCAAAGGUUCCAUCAUCCUAGGAAACUAUGGGAAUUUGACCCACCUAGAUGUGAGUGAGAAUUCUAUAGAGACCCUGGACUUGAGUGCUCUAGACAAGUUGGAAAAUGUUCAGUGUUCUAAGAACCAACUUCAAGAGUUAUCACUCAAUGGGAGUUCUCUACAGUCUCUUAUAGCAGGAAACAACAGGCUCAAAAAACUAAUUGUCACUCCUAGACCAUCACAACUCAACCAUUUGGACAUUUCUUACAACGAAUUGGAAGUGCUGCCGGAAUGGAUAGCCGGUUGCCAGCACCUGCGCACUCUGUUCGCGAGUCACAACCAGCUGAGCAGUCUGCCCGACCACCUGUUCUGCAACGAGCUGUCCUGUCUGCAGACGCUGCAGCUCAGCUUCAACCGGCUGUCUGCGCUGCCCGCCGUCAUCCGACAGAUUCCGCUGCAGCAGCUCUUUCUGCAGAGCAAUCGCCUCACUGCGCUGCCUGAACACUUCUUCCUUGCAUCUGUCAGGAUGCGAGUUCUCAACAUUACAAACAACUGUUUGACCAUGUUACCAAAUAUUGUGGGAGAUAACCAUCAACUGGAAAGGCUAUACCUAUCUUGCAACUCUCUGAAUUGCAUUUCUAUACUAUCUAAUUUUACAAAUCUCAGAUCUCUCCACCUAGCUUACAACAGUAUCACUCAUCUUCCUGACAGUUGUGUUUCUGCGUGGAGCGAGUUGGAAGAGCUACUGAUGUCAGGCAACCAAAUACAGUAUUUACCUGGAAAUAUAGUCAAGUUACAACAUUUGAGGGUUCUUAGAAUACACUCCAAUAAUUUACGGUCAUGUCCUAGUCUCUCCGGCAUCUCAGGGCUGAGGGUGCUGGACGUUGCUCACAACCAACUUGAUCGUGUUAAUUUGGCCACAUUAGUUCCAAAGAAACUCCAAUUUCUUGAUAUUUCUGGUAACUCCAGACUGCAUGUUGAUGCCAGACAAUUUCAAAUGUAUAGGACACAGCGUGCCAUGAGCCUGGUGGAUGUCUCCGGACAGAACCGCACCUCACUGCCAUCGAGCCCGCCUCACCAGGAUCUGGAGAGUUGUGAUUUGGAUGCUCCUUGGAGUUUAGGCUUCACUGAAACUCCUGGCCACAGGGACAGGUUGUGUAUAUCACAGUUACGACUCCCGGAAUUUUGCAAUAACGAAGCAUUAAUUGGUCUAUUUGAUGCUGAAAACAAUUCAGAGUUACCUCAAAUGCUUGUCAAAGUAACACCUAGAAUAUUACUGGAGGAAAGAACUGUGGAAGAGACUGCUAAUGAUUACAUGAAAUACACUAUGCUCUCAGCCCACAGGGAGCUAAAAGACAAAGGUCAGAGGUGUGGAGUGUGUGCCAUGUUGUGCCAUAUAACAAAGCUGAAGUCUCAACACAGUAAACACCGCUAUGUUCUACGCAUAGCCAGUGUUGGUGAAGCCAAAUCGGUGCUCUGCCGCUCUUCAGGGGUGGUGACUCUAGCUCAUACUCCAACUCAGAUUCAAACGGUUAAAAGUCAAUUAGGAGGUAGUUCUAUGUUUCCUUUCGUUGUACCAGACCCUCAUGUGGCAGAAAUAUUACUCGCCGACAAUGAUGAGUUCAUUAUCAUGGCCAACAAAAGGAUAUGGGAAGUUAUGAGUGUGGAUGAAGCGGUUUCGAUAGUGCGGCCAAUGUCUGAUCCUGUGCGAGCAGCGAAAAAGUUACAAGAUGUGGCACAGAGCUAUGGCUGCGAGGAUAAUCUGAGCAUAAUUAUUCUGCGUUUCCAUGUGUUUCAAACUGAUACUGAUCCACUGAUAAGAGAGCUGAGAUCCACUAUAAAGCGUGCUACUUUACAGAAAGACUGUACAGGACUGUACGAGCCUCACCACAAUGGAAUGAUGGAUGGUGAUUGUGAUAGAUCUUCGCCGAGUGGGCAAAGUGAUCAGGCCAGCAGUGGAAGAACUAUUCUCUGUCACAAUGAACGUUACCAGCAAUCGUCAGCAAGACAUUACAAUGCUUCAGAAAAGAGUGAUUUCAUCAGUCCAAGGAAUUAUCAAUCGGUUUUGAUGCAUGAGAAUGGCACAAGGAAAAUGUCCACAUCAAAAAAAGUUCCCGAUGUCUACAAUAAUGACAAUUUUGCUGAUUGUGAGGAGACAUCAUCUGACAGAUCAGGAACACACCUCUCCGAAGAGCAGUAUCGAUGUUGGGAGUACAUGCUCGAGCAGAACACUCAACUGCUUUUCGACAAGGAGCUUGACACACUUUCCAGGGGUUUCGUUCGUAGGUCUGUACCAUCUAGACCAGGACUUUGGGUUAGAGCCAAAAGCAAUCCACACAUCGCAACUGAUCUCCAUCAACAACCACUUCUCACAAGACAAUUCGGCAGUGCUCGUUCAUUUCAACAGCAAACUGCAGGACGAGUGAACAACAACAGAAGAGGACUGAGUGGUGGACCCAAUGCUGCCUAUUUCGGAAGCCUGCAACGCCUGAUGCCCUAUCAUAUGGACUACGAUUUUGCAGUGAUACGAGAAAGGGCCGACUCAAAUACUGAUUCUCUCGAACAUGAUGAUCGAAUGCAAAAGUAUUGGGAUGUUACAACCACAGAACUGUAAAUAGAUAGUAUAUUGUUUGUAAAUAAAAACAUCAAAUAGAA